CAACUAGACCAGAAACUGGCUUUCUCUCCCACUACCUCUCUCUCUCUCUCUCUACAAUUUCACACCCACUUUUCCUAAAUACAACGACCUCUUAUAUCAUAUGAAUCCAACUGUCACCACCACUUCUCUCACACUCAUUUCAUCGUCUUCUUCUUCUUCCUUAUUAUCCUCAAAAUUUGAUAUAUAAUAACAUGAUAUUCACACGCCCAGCUGCAGCUUGACUAUCUUGAGCCUCGUAAAUUGCAGUCGAGUUUUUGGCCAGACAUGUUUGACUUCUUGUUCGGGUGGCGAAAAGCCUCAAAAUGCAAGAAGUUGAUCAAACAGGUUCAGUGCCGGCUCAAGCUGCUCAAGAACAAAAAGAGUGUAAUUGCGAAGCAAUUGAGAGAAGACGUUAUGGAACUCAUCAAAAAUGGGUACGAACAAACUGCCUUUAACAGGGUGGAGCAGAUAGUGAAAGAUGAAAGCAGAAUGGUGGCAUAUGAGAUUCUGGGAAAUUUCUGUGAAUUUAUACUCCAAAAUCUCUCCUACAUACGCAAACACAAAUUGGUUUUUGGUUUCAGGGAUUGUCCCAAUGAUGUUAAUGAGGCAGUUUCAAGCCUCAUGUUUGCCUCAGCGAGAUGUGGGGAUCUUCCUGAGCUGCAGCUUAUAAGGAAGCUGUUUGGAGAGCGCUAUGGUCGUAGGUUUGAAACUAGUGCCGUUGAGCUCAGCCCUGGCAACCUUGUAAACCGCCAGAUAAAAGAGAAGCUCUCAGCAAAUUCUGUGUCAGAAGAUGACAAACACAGAAUGAUCAAUGAAAUCGCAAGAGACUGUUUCCAACCUCAACUUUUAGCUCUUGAAUACCGUUCAGACUGGCACCAAAAACAGGUGGAAUUCCCCAUAAAACAAGCUAUACAUUCUGAUGAGAGAAAAAGGGAAAAGGCACUGCUAAAAAGGGAAAAGGCACUGCUACUUCAUGGAUAUUCAGCGAGAAGCACCUCUUGUGACACUUUGCCUCAGUUCCCUGAGGAAAGAAUUGUUCAUGUUGACGAUGUGGUGGAGCUUUGUUCCUCCACCACAACAGAGGGAGAUCAAAUACUCUUCAAAUUCAAGACAGCCGCCGCUUUCCCAGAGGAAGAUUAUAACGGUAAACACAGUUCCAAUCAAAUUCAUGCGGAUCCAAGUGACUCUUGGAGUGAGAUUGAGAAUUCCAGCUCAAAAGGCUCCGGCAAAGGAUCAAAGAGGAUCUCAUUGAACAAGGGAAUGAAGAAAACAGAGCAUAAUAAUGAAAAGGGUAACAAUUGCCAUGAAAUAUCAGAACAGAAGCAGAGGAAAACAGAGAAUUGGGUCUCAGAAGGAGCAACGGAUAAGGAAAUGGAAUGGGCAAGUUUCUAUAAGAAACCGAGGAGGAGGAGAAGGAGGAAGCCGCCGCCUUUGCGGCUGCCGUGUUCUGAUCUGAAAUCUGCAGCAUACGAUGUCUUUACUUACCCUGGCUACGGUUCCAACACAGAGACCAAGAAACUAAAAGAAACAAGGAAAUCAAAUGCCGUGGAUAAUGGAGAUGAUAAAAAUGUCUCAAGUUAUCCUGUGAGGAACAAAAAAGAGGCCCUUUAUUUGAGGGCAGCAACAUUCCCACCAAAACAGAGUCCUAAAGCGUGCUUUACUCGUACAAAUUCAUGCCCUUAUAAGCAGCCUAGCCAUGUUCAUCCAAAGUUGCCAGAUUAUGAUGAUAUUGCAGCAAAGUUCAUGGCUUUGAAGAGAGAACACCUCCAAAAAAACACCCCCAAACCUUAGUUUGUGUAAUCUACUUACACCAGUCCAAAAAUACAGCUUGUAAUUAUAAUUUGCAGCUGGGUAUUCAAAACGCUCAUCAAAACUAGCCAAAAUGGGUGUUAAUUUUACUGCAAAUUGUACAUUCGUGAAGUUGAAGGAAUUGAAUUAUGAAUGCGUAGGCCAAGACAAGUUACAAUGGA
Molecule: messenger RNA, 1949 nt
Organism: Momordica charantia (bitter melon)
Lineage: Eukaryota; Viridiplantae; Streptophyta; Magnoliopsida; Cucurbitales; Cucurbitaceae
Product: Ist1p
Biological process (GO): protein transport
Source: RefSeq, a predicted model, not a curated record